Messenger RNA from Struthio camelus australis, 5677 nucleotides. Lineage: Eukaryota; Metazoa; Chordata; Aves; Struthioniformes; Struthionidae. The record is from RefSeq and is a predicted model, not a curated record.
AUGCUCGAUGUGCUAAAUAUUUUUUUUUCUUGCAGACAAAAUCCAGAAACUACCUUUGAAGUGUAUGCUGAAGUAACCUAUUCAGGAACCAGUUGCACUGGAAAAGAUCCUGAGGUGCGGAGGCAAUUCCCAGAGGACUACAGUGACCAGGAAGUUCUGCAGACUUUGACCAAGUUUUGUUUCCCCUUCUAUGUGGACAGCCAUGCAGUUAGCCAAGUUGGCCAGAACUUUACGUUUGUGCUUACAGACAUUGACAGCAAACAGAGGUUUGGAUUCUGUCGCUUAUCUUCUGGGACCAAGAGCUGCUUCUGUAUCUUAAGUUACCUCCCAUGGUUUGAAGUCUUUUAUAAGCUACUCAAUGUCUUGGCAGAUUAUUCAGCAAAAGGACAGGAUAGUCAAAGGAGUGAGCUCCUAGAAACACUUCAUAAACUUACCAUCCCUGAGCCAGGAACUCCUGUUCAUCUUGGAGUGCACUUGUACUUUACUGUGCCCGACAUCAGAGAACUUCCUAGUAUACCUGAAAAUAGAAAUCUAACAGAAUAUUUUGUAGCAGUUGAUGUCAACAACAUGUUGCAUCUCUAUGCCAGUAUGCUGUAUGAACGCCGCAUCCUCAUUUGUUGUAGUAAGCUGAGCACUUUAACUGCCUGCGUUCAUGGGUCUGCAGCUAUGCUCUACCCAAUGUUCUGGCAACAUGUUUACAUUCCUGUUCUGCCCCCACAUCUAUUGGACUACUGCUGUGCCCCAAUGCCCUACCUCAUUGGAAUACAUUUAAGUUUGAUGGAGAAAGUUAGAAACAUGGCCCUGGAAGAUGUGGUGAUUCUUAAUGUAGACACUAACACACUGGAAACCCCUUUUGAUGACCUUCAGAGCCUUCCCAAUGAUGUGGUUUCUGCACUGAAGAACAGGUUGAAGAAAGUCUCUACAACCACUGGAGAUGGCGUUGCAAGAGCAUUCCUAAAAGCACAAGCAUCUUUCUUUGGGAGCUACAGAAAUGCACUGAAGAUUGAACCUGGUGAGCCGAUCACUUUUUGUGAAGAGACGUUCGUGUCCCAUCGCUCUGCCGUCAUGAGGCAGUUCCUGCAGAACGCCAUCCAGCUCCAGCUCUUCAAGCAGUUCAUUGAUGGCCGCCUGGAUCUUCUUAACUCUGGAGAGGGCUUCAGUGAUGUUUUUGAAGAAGAGAUAAACAUGGGAGAAUAUGCUGGUAGUGACAAAUUGUACCACCAGUGGCUCUCUACAGUAAGGAAAGGAAGUGGAGCCAUUUUAAAUACAGUAAAGACCAAGGCUAACCCUGCCAUGAAGACUGUCUAUAAAUUUGCAAAAGAUCAUGCAAAAAUGGGAAUAAAAGAAGUGAAAAACCGCUUGAAGCAAAAGGACGUAGCUGAGAACGGCUGCUCUGCGGCACCAGAAGAGUCUCUGCCAAGGCCAGCGCCUUCUCCCUUGGUUGAAAAGAAGGACCCUAAAUUAAGGGAAGAUAGAAGACCAAUCACAGUACAUUUUGGUCAGCAGCAAAGACUCCGUCCGCCUCGGCCACCGCCUCCAAAGAUACAGCGUUCAUCUAGGCCCGUUCGGCCUCCGAGACCUCAUGUUGUUAAGAGACCCAAGAGCAAUAUUGCUGUGGAAGGGCGAAGGACUUCGGUUUCUAGUCCAGAACAGCCGCAGCCGUAUCGAGCCCUGAAAGAAUCUGAUAGUGCUGAUGGGGAAGAGGCUGCCAGUCCGGAGAAAGGCAAAGAAGCUCGGCCGCCGAGCCCGCUGCUCUCGGGCAAGGCUGCCGAAAUCAACCUCCUUGAAGACAUUUUCCCUAACUUGGAAGUGGAAACGCAGCCUCAGCCUCUCAGCCAAGCUAAAAGCCUAGAAGACCUGCGGACUCCCAAAGAAGAGGGAGAUCAGCGAUGCACUUUUGAAUACCAGAGAAUGGAUCUUGGUGUGUCUGAGAGGAACAGGAUUGUGCCAACCAUGAAGCUCUCUCACCCCUACAGCAAGCUGUGGAGCAUGGGUCAUGAUGAUAUGGCUAUUCCUACCAAGUAUUCCCAAAGCUCACCAGAAAGGCCCUUGACUGCACUUGGCAACAUGCCACCAAUCGCAAGGAGACCCCGUAGUAGAGACAGUGUGCUGGCUCCUGCAGAAAAAGAUGAAUCAAGUCCAGCCCCUCAAGGGAACAUCACUAUUCCUAGGCCACAGGGAAGAAAGACUCCUGAACUGGGGAUAGUCCCACCACCACCAGCACCUCGGGCUUCCAAGCAUCAGACUGGGUCAACAGAAAUUCUCACCACCCACGCUACAGGACGUAGCCCUUUGGUUUCAGAUCUUAUCCCAGAGCCCUUUGGACUUGGUAAUGCGUCCCGAGAUCCUGAAAUCCAGCAGGCUGUAAAUUACUCCUCUCAUCCAUCCCAGCUUCUGUCCAGUGCUGCCAGCACUGCUGAGAUGCUCCAGCCUGUCAAGGUGAAGACAGAUAAUGCAGGCAAUGAAAGCGACUACCUUCUUAGCCUGCUGGAUCCAUUAAAAACUGCCAACUGGCAAAGCACUGGCCCACAGCAAGGCCCCCACAGCCUGCAAAGCUCGGCCGUUCCACCUCCUGCAGCUGGCUUUGCCUCAGUGGCAAGUGACUUUGCGCCCUCUCCAGCUGCACCGUUUGUCCAGCCGCUCGGCUAUGCUUCCCCAGCACCACCUUUUCUACAGCCAUCUCCUAAUCCAUUUACACAAACAGUGCCAGGAGCCCUCCCAGUGUCUCUAGUUAGACCCCCAAGGGGUUCUUUCACCCCCUCCCUAGGUCAUGCUUAUAGUUCUAGCUUCAUAGCACCUAAUUCUGGUUUCUACCAACCACAAAGACCUCAGCCAAACAUUUCAACACUGUCCAUGCCCAACUUGUUUAGCCAGGCUCCAGCUGUGCCACCAGCUAGCGCCUUAUUGCUGCAGAGCCACAGCCUUUCUCCAACAAGCUCUCUCCAGCCAGCAUGUUUAAGUGGUCCUUCUAAAAGUAGAACAUUGCAGGUGGGCCAGUCCAGCUCAAAGAUAGAUACCAAACAAGCACUAGCUCUCUUGUCUAAUGAACCCCCUUUGAUCCCUUCCAGGCCAGCUAAGGGCUUAGAGUCAGUGUUAAUACCCUCAAAAUCUGAGGAGACAAAAGAUCCAUUUGAAGAGUUAUUAAAAAAGACAAAGCAAGAGGUAUCGUCCACACCAGGUAAGGUCGAACAGCUCAGAAAGCGAUGGGAAACCUUUGAGUAAGACUCCCAAUGGCCUUUAGGACGUGCCUUUGGGAGUGACAGGGUUUUUGUUUUAUUUUGUGUUUUGUGCCAGCAUAAAACCAAGUAGGUCUUUUGGAAGGCUUAGCCAGGAUGACUGCCGUGCUGCGAUUCACAGUGCUUUUGCCCAGAGUUUUUUUUCUUGGGAGUCCCUGCAUUGUCCUGGUCCCGGCAGCUGUUUUCUCGCUCCUCACUCUCCACCACUGAAACCCUCACCGUGACUCUUACACUGACCAAAGCAUGAAGGUGGUUGGGGUUUGGUUUGGUUUGAUUUUCCACAUACAGCUUCUCAGACAAUACUGCUGAUGUAGAAGUUGCUCCUUCCCUUGUAUUUUCAGUCCUUGGCACAGCCGGGAGCAUGACACGGCAUGUUAUACUAGUGGUUUCUUCCUGCCUGUGUGAAUGGCGCUCAGCUCAGUUCAGUUAUUCCUGCCUUAUUCGUAUAGCCCAUAGUGUUUUGCUUUCACAUGUUAAAAGUGCAGCAAACAGACCCAGACUUGAGGGCUGUGCUGAAUUAAUCCACGAGGCUUAAACUGAGUUUGUCCUGGCUUGAAAUACAGGCAUUCAUUUGGGUUAUGCAAUUGGAUGAGCUUUUGUAGUAGAUUUUUAAUUUCCCUCCCCCAAUACACCAACCCUGAGAGGUCACAGGGACUGCGCUGGUGCACAAUUGUCAUAGUUCUUUGUUGCAACAAAACCACAGCACAGAGCAGAGCAUCCUGCUGCUGCUCAGGGUUUGGUCCUGGGUCUCUGUUGGGAAACUGGAAACACCAGCAAUUGCUUGCUUUUUUUAUUUUUUUUAUUUUUUUUUAGCCAUGGGAAGAUAGAGUCCAUGAAGUGCAUCCUAGUUCUUAUGUAUGUUAAUCUUAUAUAUAAAUGUUAUAGAUGGCAGUACAGGAAUGGGAUGUAACUAUCUUAUUUGAUUAUUAAAAACAAGAAAUAUAGAGAAAAAUUGGGGUAUAAAAGUUCCCAGCUCAUGCAUGCAAGUUAAGUGCCAGUAUGCUGAGAGCUGGUCUACGUGCAGGCAGAUGAAGGCUGUAGCGCCUGGGCUGUACAGCGAGAAAUGAGACUCCCAAGUGGCUCAGAAUAAGCAGUGUCAUGUUGGACCACAACUACGUGGCAGCUGCCCGUCACUCCCCCGCUUCCCAAGUGCCCAUUGCUCCCCUGAAGCAACUGGGCUGCCGUUGUGGGCUGCAAGGCCCUCCCGCCGGGCUGAAAAGCCGCAGUCUUUAGCUGGCUUUUGCUGAGGACUUUUUGCUGGUGUAACAAGACUUUAACUGGACCGGGGACCGGACUAUGCGGUCAUGAAGUGCAAAAAGCAAUGAAAAGGUUAAAGGGUACGUUCGUUCUGAUUUUCUAAGACACUUAUCUGUGGCAAUAGUAUCCUUAAGUAGUUUCAGCUUAAUCUUAGCAUCUCUUUUAAAGCCUGCUGUCUUUACAGUGAUCAUUUUUGUGUUACUUGAGUGGUGCUUUUUUUUUGUUGUUGUUGUUUUGUUUUGUUUUGCUUUCUAUUUGGCACACUCUGAUUUAAAACAUGUUACUCCAGAAGAGGUAACCACAUCACCAUUAAGCCUUUGAUAAAGUAAAAGAAAUCGUUUUGGACACAUGGGAAAUUCUUAUAAAGCUUUAUCUAUCUAUCUGAAUUAUUUCCAAUGUAUCUAUUUUAGUCAUAUAACCUUGGAGAUUUUUCUUACUCUAAUAGAUGAAAAUGGCUGUCUAGGUGUUUGAGUCUGUGCAAUACAAAAGAAAAAUACUCUAAUAUCUGAAAUGCCAACAGUUUGGGAAAGACCGUAAUAUUGUAUUAGUAUAACUAUAUUUCUGUAAAGUACUGUUGCUCUUACAAGCCAUUCAGUUGAAUUUGUAUUUUCUUUUUGUGUUGGGAGACAGACAGUUCUGGUAUUGCAUAGUAAAAUAUCUAAAGUCUAAGACACUAGCACCAUUUUAUUUUAUACUGUUCAGAAUGAUAAUAUUAUGUAGAAAUUAUAAAGUCAGUCUGGAAGUUCAGUUCUCCUUUGCUAUGAGCUAGAUCAUAAAACUGUCUCAAUUCUGGUGGCUAUGUACAAGCACCAGAAAGAGCUGCGUAUGACUUAGCGUUUGAAUUUCACAUACUCUUUUUUUUUUUUUUUUUUAUUGUUGAAGUUGUACUGACUAUAUACUGAGUAGUCCUAUUACACAUGCUUAAUUAAAUAGGAAAAUGCUCAGGUACAUCUGUAUCAUUGCAAAUCAUUUAACAUCGCUGUUUAUUGUUUUACUUUGCCCCUAUUGUGUAGCAUAACUCCAAACCAGAGUACUUUAUGCAGUUGGGAUUUUUUUUGGACAAGAAAAAGCAUUCUGGGGUUGGGGUUUGUUUGUUUUUUAUAAGUCAAGUGUGAGGCACUGAAAACUAUUACCAUGUACCGUGUAAGUGGUAUCACUCACCCUUCAGUUUAUGUUAAAGGUUU